Messenger RNA from Protopterus annectens (West African lungfish), 6381 nucleotides. RefSeq names its product anillin-like. Gene Ontology annotation, biological process: mitotic cytokinesis; actomyosin contractile ring assembly; septin ring organization. The record is from RefSeq and is a predicted model, not a curated record. Lineage: Eukaryota; Metazoa; Chordata; Ceratodontiformes; Protopteridae. Gene Ontology annotation, cellular component: actomyosin contractile ring.
GUAACUAGUGAUCCUACAGCUCAGUCAAGCAGAGUGAUAUCCCCUAGUCCUAAGAAAGCUUUAGGACUAAAACCCCAGCUUUUGUUGGAGUCCUCAAAAGUCAUUGCCAAAGCUACUGUCUCAAGUCCUCACAAACCAGCAGUAUCUGAAGCACAAACAGCAAAAGCAGCAGCUUCUCAACCAAGUCAGGUCCGAGAAUUGACUAGAGGUACAGAUAUAAAGUUGCAGCCAAAUAACAAGAAUACUACACCAGGUGGGACUGCAGUAAAAUCUUUCCUUGAUCGCUUUGAAGAGCGUUCUCAAGAGCGCAUUUUACAUAGCCCGUUUUCAGCAUCCUCAGGACAGAGAACACCUGUGGUUACCCCAGCUACAAAGGCAAUACAGGAAAGACUUUUAAAACAAAAUGAAGUGUCAAGCACAGCUUACUUAACUCAGCAAAAGAAACAGGAGCGGGAAAAAGAACUUGCUUCGAUUUCCAAACGUUUUGAGAAAGGCAGUAAAUGGAAUAUGAGUGGAAAAGAGUGUACUGAAAUGGAGCCUUUGGAAACUAAGCAGGAAGUUCAUGUUAUGGAAAAGACAUGUUCUGAACAAAGCCUAUCAGAUAAAUCGGUGAUUCAAGCAGGUUGUACCUCGCCUGGCACUGCAAAGCUAAAUGUGAAGGAGCCUGAAAGUUCAUUUGGGAAAUCCCUUCACUCUCAGCCUUCAGAUGCUUCUACUAAUGUAAAGGAGAUGAGCAUGAAAUCCAGCCAUGUAAACUCUAGUCCACUAAAGAAAGUGACAUUUGAUUUAGAAGAGCAGAAAUCAUCAGCACUGUUAUCUGAAAAGUCUGGUGAAAAGAAUGGUAGAAGUAAAGAAGUGCAUGGAGUUGAGAUGAGUGUUGAUGACGAAGAUGAAGCUAAUAGCUCUGCAGUCAUUGAUAACUUAUUUGAUGGAAUGGAUGGUGAAGAAAAAGUGGAAGAGGAGCUGAAGAGGAGUAGUGCUGAAAGUACCCGUGAUGUGAUAGGUGGAGAUGAGGAGGUCGAAGAGUAUUAUGAAGAGGAUGAGCUGAAUAUUUCCUCUAUGUCUUUGCUAACUCCUCUAGUCACAACUGUUGCUGUAAGAAGUCCAGAGAUUGCUGCUGCUUUGAGAGAUACGGAUGUAAAGUCAAGUGCAGAAAGCCCAAAGCCUAGCAGAUUCCAGAGAGCAUGUAUCCCCAAAUCAAACUCUUCUGACAGCUUGGACACUGUGCCUGAUGACCAUCAUUUAUUAUACAGCAUUGAUGUAUACAGAUCUCAGCGCUUUAGGAACACCGAACACCCUCCAGUUAAACAAGUGAUUGUGCGCAAAGAAGAUGUUGCUUCCAAGUUGGAGGGAAGCCAUACUGCAAGUCCUGGGUUACAUAAUAUCAAACAAAAAAUGAAGGUGCUAAACAAUGAGGUAAAUCUACAACAGACCGUAAUCCACCAAGCCAGUCAGGCUCUGAACUGCUGUACAGAUGAGGAACAUGGGAAAGGCUCUCAGGAAGAGGCAGAAGCAGAGCGGUUACUGCUUUUUGCAACUGAAAAGAGAUUGGCCUUGCUUACUGAGCUGAACAAGCUUAAAGGUGAGGAAUUACCAGGCCAGAAGAAAAUGAAGAAUGGCGGUUCUACUGCUAAUGGCUCCCACCCAUCAAGGGGAUCAAUCACUCUGUCAGAGGUGCGGUUGCCGUUGAAAGCUGAUUUUAUUUGUACAGCUGCACGCAAACCAGAUGUUGCAAACUACUACUUCUUUGUAAUGUUCCGUGCUGGAGCAGAAAACAUCGUGGCAACACCCCUGACCAGUACACAGAGUUCAUUAAAUGGAGAUGCGCUUUCCUUUUCAACAACAUUUACUCUGGAAAACGUGUUAAGUGACUUUGAAAUAGAUGUGGAAGUAUACAGUUUGGUGCAGAAGCGAGAUUGUACAGCUGCUGACAAGAAGAAGAAGGCGAACAAAUCUAAGACAAUUACUCCAAAAAGACUUCUGACGUCCAUUACAACCAUGUUUGAAGACGUCAGUGGAUUUGGGGCUUGGCAUCGACGUUGGUGUGUUCUGUCAGGAUACUGCAUUUCCUACUGGACAUAUCCAGAUGAUGAAAAGCGAAAGAAUCCAAUAAACCGUAUUAACUUGGCAAACUGUACCAGUCAGAAGAUUGAACCAGCAAACCGAGAGUUUUGUGCUCGACCCAAUACUUUUGAGUUGGUCACUGUCAGACCUCAGCAAGAAGAUGACAAGGAGACACUUGUUAGCCAGUGCAGGAACACACUUUGUGUUACAAAAAAUUGGUUUUCUGCAGACACAAAAGAAGAGCGCAACCUCUGGAUGGCAAAGUUGAACCAAGUUCUGGUUGACCUUCGUAUGUGGCAGCCUGAUGCUUGUUAUAAACCUAUUAAGAAACAUUAAUAUUAGCAUUUUUCAGUUAUUUAUGUAAACUUUAAUGAAAGCUGCUGAUUUUAUGUGUGUGUCAGUCUCUGUCUGUCUCACAGAUGCAUUGAGAUUUAAAAAUAAUAGUGUCUGAGAUUUUCCAUGCAUCAUUCCUUUGCACAUUUCCUUGGAUUUUUAAUAUUUUUCCACUUUAAUGACAUUUGGAGUGGAUGGCUGAAUACAAAGUUGAAUUGUGUAUUUUGAAAAAAAAAAAACACCGUUUUGUAUGCCAUUUCCUUGAAGGAAAUGUAUGUGAUGUGUCUGAGUUUUAGCUAGAGAGAUUAAUUUGAUGGUCACGUGUUUUGUAGUCAUUAUCUACCCAGGUGUUCAGGAUGCCUGUUUACAGAUGUUUUUAUUUAUGUAAAUAUGUACAUAUAGAUAUAUAUAUAUAUAUAUAAAUUUGUUUUAUAAUAUGCUUACCUAGUACCGUCUAGCAAAGGUGAAAUGUAUGAAGCUUAAUCUUUUGUCCAAUUGUACACUACCUUUGUAAGUCAAUGCACAUGCUUAGAAUCAUGGUCAAGAUUAUAGGCCUUGUCCUGUAUCGCUUUGUUAAGCAGUGAACUAGCAUGUGAAGUAGACUGAACUUUAAGCAGAUAGCAUUAACUUUUUACAUUGCAAUAAUUUAACUGUUUUAAACUGAGGGGCCUCCGUCAGAGGAUGAAACACCCAAAUUACAUUUUUUUGUACUUUUUUGUGUGGUCAUUAACAUUUCAUCUUCCAGCACUCCAUACUUCUGUAAUCCAUAGACUCUGCCUUGCUCUGGGGAACCUUCAGGAUGCCCCUACAUUUUAGCCAGUUAUACAAUCAUUGCCACAUUAGUAGUAAGAACCAUCUUAGGACCUGCCUUUUUUUUUUUUUGCCUACAGUUGAAAGACAUUGAUUUUAAGUUGAAAGACACUUACUUGUAUAUGUCAGAUUAACUCUACAGCUUGUAAAUAUCAACAGAUGAGCUUCAAGUCUUCAACUACCAUAUCCUAGCAACUGCUGAAAGGGGCUGGGGACCUUGUCUGAAGAUGAGCUUCUGAGGUCUCAUUUUAAGAUGUCAUGCAGGAGCAAGAAGUCCAUGUCAAAAUUAAUUUUUCCCAACAAAAGUGAAUUCUCCUUGAACUAGUCUUUCUGGUUCCCUCUUUUUUUUUUUUCGAAAAGGCAGAAGUCCAGAUAGAGAGUCCUUGACUCUUUUGAUCUGCUUAGUUAUUGCAGUGGCUACAUGACUCAUUUGUGCCAAGGAAGAGAAGUACUUGAAUUUGCCAAGCAGACACUUUCCAUAUGGCUGUCAGCUGGAUUGCUUUUUUUGCCAUGAGAGAGACUGAAGAGAGCCUCCCACUGGCAAAUUCUGUAGUCGGGUCUCGACUGGCUGCCUCAAUUACUUUCUUCAGUAAAGGCUCCAUGGCUGACAUCUGGUCUUCAUUAUAUACCUUCAUUAUUGUUUCAGCCAUGUUUCUGGCAGUAAUGAUUCACUUGAAGUCAUUACUCCAGCAUUUUUGCUAUCACAGCUGAAUACUUAUGUGAUCCUCUGGCUUCUUCACCAUUGUAGUUAUUUCCUCAUAUAGAAGAUCAGUGUUUAAUAUAGCGGUUUCAUUCUUACUAUACGAGCUGAUCUACUAGAGGACUGUCUUUGAUCUUUCCUGAAUAAACCUCCCUUGAAUACUCAUUUGAGUAUCUUGUCAGCCAGUUUUGGAAGUUGAAGUCCGGCAAAUUACAUACUUGUAUAUUUGUUUAGUAAGUGUUAACAUUUUCAUUUUUUUUUUUUAUUUGCAGUAAGGCAGUCACUAGUGGCCGAGAGAUCAACUGUCCUGCUUUGGGAAUGUUGCUGGAGUGUUUAGUCAUGAAAUAUAUUAGUACAAAUAUAUAGACUUCCUCAAAAGCAGGCUCUUACAGAAGGUUGUGGAAGCCGGUUGCUGAAGAUGAAAACAACCAAAGGCCAUUUAAAGAUCUUAUCACAGAUUAAGUAAUAUGUAAACAUUUAAUUUCUCCCAUCCAACAUAGAUCUCGAAAAUGUGCAGUAGUUGACCACUUUCUUUUCCACCCUCCAACAGACACCCACAUUUUCCAACAAAUCUACAUAUAGGUUCGGAAAAAAAUUCUGCCAUUUUGAGUCUGCAAGGUGAUUACUUGUCGUAUUUCCAGAUUUUAAUUUGAUAGCUUUAUGGGGAGGGCAGGAAUAGUCUCCCUUUCUGUCUGUGAUUGAGAGGCUGUGGAAAAAUGCCUUGAUAAUGCACCUUCAUUAAGGAUCCAUACAAGCCACCGAACUUUGUUAGCUUUGAAAUUGCAAAAGAUGGCCACUAAUGAGGCUACCAUUGCUGCCUCCAUAGAGUAUUGUGGCUAUCCUAGAUCCCCCCUUUAAAUGUUAAGUGCUUUUUAACAACCCCUUCCCAUGCUAGAAAUUAUUGGUUGAGAAGGAAGGAAAGUGAAGCUGCUUCUUUAUGUUGAGGAUAUGUAUAAUCUCUGCCCUUCCUGCUAUACUGAGCCUUCUCAGUCAUAUAAGGAAGAAAGCAGUCUAAAAAUAAAAGUUGCUAAAUGCUGUACUUGCUUCCUUAACCUCUACUGAAAUUUCCUAAGGAAAUGUCUGAGUCAUCUCUCUCAUUACGCUGCCUCGUGUUCAGUUGUCCAGAAUUGCCACAGCCAAGAGAAACAGUUACUUGAAACAAGUGCAUUUUGCUCACCGUGAAAGAACGCUAUAGUCCAAGAUUAUUAUGGCUGCAUCUAGGGCAUCCUAUCUAUUCAACAACUUUUAUUGUAGGAGGAGCUGCAGAUGACGGUCUAAUUCUUACCUGAGUGGUAGUGCUGCAGAUGACAGUCUAAUUCUUACCUGAGUGGUAGUGAAGUAGUCUUCACAGGUGAAAUUAGACGAAAAAGACUAGUGUCUUUUCCUGUGUUUUUUGGGAGGGGGGGGGUUCCUGUCCUAUUUUGUAUUAAAGAGCUUUCACCCUUCACCUUGGUGAUAUUACACAUGAUCAGUUUUCAAGCUCUGAUGUUGCUAGUCUUGCAAGCUUUUAGAUAACAUCCAUAUCAGUAUCUGAGAGUUCUACAGAACCUUUCAUGAACUUUACUCAAGGUACCUGGCAGUUGCAGAACAAAGUUUUUCUUUUUGACUUAUCUUGUACUCCCAGGAUUUUUAUCAAGGUACUGGCCUUGGAAGAGAAGACCCAGAUGUAUAACCAUCCUCUAUAUUUAAUAAUUGGACCUAGUUGCUGGUGGUGCCCAUGUUAGAUUCCUUAGUGAUACCGCUAGUCCUGUCUGUGCCUUUCCUUAAGUCACAUGAAGCCACAUUUAGCUUGUGCUUUCAGUAAUGUUUUAUAGGGGCAGUUCUACAUGUAGGUCAGAGCAUGAUCAUUGUCCAUGUGGAGAGAGAUCCCACGGAAUAUGACCUCUCCUGACGAAUGUUAUGGUGACUGGUUCAAGCCUGCCUUUUGGGACUUUGUGCAUAGUUCAGUUGGCUUUCCUUCCUCUGCAUAUCUUGCAGUGAAUGAUUCGCUGCUAGUGGAUGCGGAUUCAUUAUUCAUUGUCUGAUCUUUCAGGCCAUUGCUGUCAUUCUCUUGAUUGUUGGGUCUUGGCUCACAAUAUGAAGUCUGGCUUUGCCAUCUUCCACUUCUCAGACUGUCUUCAUAUCAGAUGCAUUCCUACAGGAGUGGAGAGCACACUUCAGGUUUUACAUAGCUUUGUUCAUUUUUUAACAAAGUAGAUAGGCUUGCAAAGUCACUCUUCUCAGCCAAGGCUCUAGCCAGUGGCAAAGCCAGUAGUUGGUAGCACUGAAAGUGUUAGUGUAUGCUGCAGUUGUAGACUUUAAAUAUUUGUAUCCACAGUGCAUAUUUAACUGAAUGAAUACUAUUGUGUAUAAUAAACGAAUUUGGUAAGCAGAGAGCAAAUGUUUGUGUAAUAAAACGUGAUUCAAAGUAUAGCAGUACACAAAUAAAGCAGCAUGUUUUAGUGUGUCAGUGUGCAUAACUAUUAAUCUUUAUA